AGCAUGAAUGCCCAAUUUCUGGAGAGGCCAUAUCACGGUAAAUGCUGCACGGCCAAUCCAAACAGCAGAUUUCCCUCGCAUGGCUUAAGGCUGAGCAACGAAUAAAUGCAUCUCAGGAAAAACUACAAAUCCCACUCUGCAACCUGGUUUGCGUAUGACGCCAUGAUCUCUUCAGCUCGUUUCUGUUGGCUUUGUGCGAAGCGAGAGACGACGCGGAGAUGUUUGGGCUAAAGAAACCAGCAUAGGGAAUUCAUUUUACAGACAUGGAGGAACCUCCAGUAGUGGAGGCAGCAACCAAGUCGGUCAUGGAGUGCUUGACACAGCCAGUGGAGACAGUUGAACAAGCAGUAGAAAUCGAGGAACAACCAAUCGUUACAGGUGAACAAUGCAUGGAAACUGAAGAACAACCAAUGAGUGAACUGCUACCUGCCACAGUAGAAGAGGCUUUGGAGUGUGUCUCAGUCCCCACAGCUUCUACAGAGAUAAUACUUGAACUAUCCGCUGUUCCUCUAGAGUCUGCUGCUUCUGAAGAGUGGGAACUGGGCCAACCUGAGGAUGCACAGAAGGAGACCCAUGUGGAUGACGUGGCCGCUAGUGACAGAAAAAAUAUUCCCCCCAAGAAGAACCGAAUGGAGCCACUCAAGAUGGACAUGUCUAGGCCACCAAAAAUGGUGAUGCCUCUCACGUCUUCCCAGAUCUCUCUGCAGUGCCUGGAGUGUCACAUCAUCUUCAGCGACCACAAGAGCAAAGAGCGCCACCUCAAGCAGAGUCACCCGGCAGAGUACGAGCAGUGCAUGCUGGGGGAUGCCCUGUUUGCCUGCUACGUCUGCGACCGCCACUUCACCAACUCCAGUGACCUUAUGCUUCAUCAGCGUGCGCACACGGAAAAGACACCCUUCAAGUGCCCCAUCUGUGGUGAGGCCUUCAGCCGUUCCUCUGAGCUCACCCUCCAUAAGAAGCUUCACUUCGGCCUGUACGGAUACACCUGCGCAGACUGUGGAAAACCCUGCAAGACACUCACCUUACUGAAGUAUCACCGCCGCACGCACACAGGGGAGAGGCCCUAUGUCUGUAAGGAGUGUGGCAAGAGGUUUAGCAUGUCCAAGGCCCUCCAGAAACACGCACUAGCGCAUUUGCCGGAAGGAAUGAAAGGAGACGUUGGAGGGAUCACACCACCGACAAAGGCACAGCUAAAGAAGAAUAGUGGCACUGCAGUGGUGAAAUUGUCCUGCUCGGUGUGCAAGGCAACCUUCAAGACUGCCAAGACACGGCUGCAUCACAUGAAACACAAGCACAACCUGUGUGUUACAGCACCCAGCAGCACCACACUAGCUGGCCAACAGGUGAAGCUAGGUCAGCCCAUCAUAACCCAGGUUCAUAUGGGCCAGCCAACCUUUCUCCACAUGGAACCCCUUGGGCCCCUCCACCAGGUGGAAAACAUAGAUACUGAACAAAUCCGGAAACUAAUAGAGUCUUUGGGGAACGUGCGCAAAGUGAACCAGGUGGUGAUACUGGGUCAGGUGCUGCCACACGGUCAACCAUUGGAUCUACAGUGGCUACAGGGAAAGAGAGAGCAUUUGCAAUUCCGUUUUACUCAACCACAUUUUAUAGAGCUGAAAAAGAUUGGGGGUGGAGACACUAAGUCAAUGGGACUGGAACAGGCAAAGCCACAAUGUGAAUCGCUGGAACCAAUUACUACAUUGGAACCUGUAAUAUCAGAUGGACAAAUGGAGACCCCGUUACUUUCACACACACAGGAAGUUGCAUACGCUGUGCCAGCUGAGCAUGCUGGAUUAAAACAAACACACGAAGGAGAGAUGAUUCCUCAGCAGUUACUUAGACAGACUGGUCAGGCAGUUGAAGAAGAGAACACUAUGAUUCAGACUGUGUCAGUGGAAGAGGUGUUCUGUCACAGUGAAACAGUUGAGCUCAGGGAAACGACUGAACAAAGUCAAACGGUUGUGUUGGAAGUCACUCCUUCACUGAUACCAACUCUGGAAUUGGAACAGACUCAAACCGAUCAACAAGGACUUAUGUCUGCUUCCUCACUACCAACAUUUCUUUUUGAACAGACUUCUGGACAGAAUCUAAUGGUUCAGGAGGAAAAUAUCUCUGUACCGUCGCUCAUACCAACAGUGGAGUUAAAGCUGAGGCCAUUAAAAACUGACCAGCAGGAAGAACUCUCCACUUCCUCAUUGGUACCAACAGUUAAGUUUGCACAAACUCCUCCUGGACAAACAAGCCAGGUAGGAGAGACAGCCAGACAGAUGGAGACAUUACAGUUAGAGCAGAUCUAUUCCAGUAUUGGACAGACACAACAGACAGGAAUAGGACAGCGAAGAUCAGUUGAGAAACCUCUUCUAGAAAACACAGAGAAUGACCAGCAGCACAUUUUGGAAAAUCCUUGUGAAGGAAAGAAACAGACAUCACAAGAGCAGUUGCAGACACUGAUAGAUAAGUCUGCUUCUAACAACGCACUGAACAGCAGAGAGCUACAACCUUGCACUCAGACGUCAGAAAUAUUCCCUCCGCCGUCCGAGACUAAAGCACCACAGAGUUCACAACUGCCUGUGCAUUUGAUGUCAGUACAAGAAUUUGUAAAAGUGAGGAAGAGAAAGCAGCCAAAUAACUCUAUAGUGCAAGGAAAUAUGCAACAGCAGACGGUUGAGGUGAAAGGGGAGGCUGCCAAACGACCAAGAGCAACGAAAGCUCAUCUUGUUGUGAAGUUUGGUCCUAAAGAAAGGCCUAAAAAUCAGAAGCUUCCACAACCAUCUAAGUUGCUUCAGAAAGGAGACCAGAUUCAGGAUAUGAACCAAAUGUGUGUCUCAGCUCAACCUGACAAAAACUUGCCCUUAAAGGUUGGUAAAGAAACGGUCAAGAGGAAAAACAAUAUUUCCAAGUCAAAAAUCAAAUCCCCAUCCAUAUUGUGUGACCCACAUGUGCAGCAAGUCUUGCAGGUAGAUGAGCAGGUGCAUCAAGUGAAGCCGGGGAAGAAGAAAGUAGAAAAGCAAAAGUAUGUAAUUAGUGAGACUUGUUCUGAGCAGAUUAGCGCUGAACCAAUUAGCGAGCAAGAGGUGAUCACACCACCCAAGCCAAAAAAGAAAAAGCAGCAGACGAUAGCGCAGGAGGACCAGCCUAAGAAAACAAAGGGCCAAAAGAUGUCAAAAAUGGGGAGAAAGAAAAAUAAACCGAAUGUGAAAGCAAGCCCCAAAACAGAAGAUAUGCCCGACCCUGAAAUAAAGCAACAGUCCCUUCUCCUACUGAAGGGUCACAAACAGCCCCAAUUGAAAGUUUACAAAUUAGAUGCCUCAAAAGCCCCCAAGCAAACAGAUCUCCACCAAGACACCCAUCCCAUCCAUAAGAAGAAAGGGCCAAAAAGCAAGCAACUAAAAAUGCUAGCUGCUGGAGGGAAAAGAAAAGUAGGGAGACCCAAAAAGAACCACACAGCACUCUCUGUGUUGGCUCCUUUAAAGACUACGUCUCAUUCUUCUGACACCUCUCCGACCAAGCCAAAGACCAGGAGGAAACGUAAGGCCCAAAAAGUGGAGACAGAGGGGCUCAUCAGUGGCUCUCAUUCCCCGCGAGCCCUUGAAUGUAAGGACUGUGGUGAGAGGUUCUCUGACGUCUCGUCCCUCCAGGAGCACAAGGCAGCCCUGCAUGCAGUGGAGAGCCCUGGUCUCACCUACACUAACGGCAACAUCUUUGAGGGCGUUUCUGGGUCAGAUCUAGGCCCGCCUCCACUUAAAGAGACUGAGGAGGUCAUUGAAAAUUCAUUGAGUCAAAACACGUUUGGAAUGCAGGUAGCAUCUGACUGGGAUAUGGCGGUGGAGAUGAGAGAGGUAGGGUUGGGAGAAAGAGGGGGAGCGAGGGAACACCAGAGCUCACCGCAUAAAGACAGUUCACAAAAUGAGGGAUCCAGCCUUCAUGAAAACAGCACUCAUGAAAACAAUAGCACUCAUGCACUAUCUGCACAUGCUCAGAUUGAAAAUGUGAAUAGAACUGUAACAACACAAAAUGUACAGACUAAAUCCUGCCCCUCUGACCCGCUGGAGAUCAAGCAAGAGGAGGAGGAAAUUAUGGUGCAGAUGAGAGAAGUGGAAAAGAGGGGAGUGGGUAGAAGGAAUUAUACCAAGGGCAGGAGAAGAGGAGUUGGACGUGGGAGGAGAGGUUCAGCCACAAGGAAGGGUCGAGAAGGAGUGGGCAUGAGAGAAAUUGAACCAGAGAAAGAAAUUGAUGAAUGUCAGGUAGUCUACCAGCUGUAUUCACUCAAUAAUGAUACUGAAAUCAAGGAUGAGGCAGACGUCACGACUCUCCAUCCUGGUCAGUCAUCUCCCAUCAGUUUACAGACCGAGAUCAGAUCUAUUUCUGAGCAAAACAUGCUAACAGCUCCAUGUCCAUCUGGAUCCUGCAUCUCACCGCUUGAGGAGGACCCUGAGGACCAGGUAGUGUUUGAGCUUGAGUCAGUCACCACCAGUGUAGUGGAGGUGUUGAAGACCGAAGAUGGGAUGGUGAUGAAAGGAGUAGCAGGGGACCAGGAUGACAGGGACACUGGCCAAUCCCCAGGCAUCAUACUGGAGAGGUUCCUCACCUCAAGGCAGAGCGAGGCAGCAGUGGGGGAGAAUGGAGUGGUGCUCAUGGUAGACUUGAGAGGUCAGGAGGUCAAGGUGGAGGAGAAAACCUCAGAUUUGGUUCCUGUGCCACACACCUCUCAUGCCAGACACACAGUGGAGCAGAGGGGGGUCAGGAUGUAUCUGCUGAAGCAGGAAAACAACCUGGUUUUGAAUGACCCCCAGGUUAGUCAAGGUCAAUCCCAAUUGAAUGUGGAGCACAGCAGUACCAGGCAGUGCAUAUUCUACCCCGUGAAGGAGGAGCGGGAGCUUCUGGAUGAGCCAUCUCAAAGUGAGCAGGGAGUACCAGCGCUGGUGGUGCCUGGAGAGGCCAAACUCAACCAUCCAAUGGAGAGACUAUCUACUACCAACCCUGCAGUAGAGGAGUAUGAGGUGAACAGGAGAGCAGCAAAGUUGAGAUCUGAGAUCAAUGAGAAUGGAGAAGGUGACCUAGACUUUGAGCAGCAAGACACCGAAGAGCUUGUUGAUUUCCUACUUCAGAAUUCUGACGAAGUGGAGUCCGAGGUUGUUGAAUGUUCUGACCCGCAGCCUGACCUUGAGGCUGUAGUCAUGGCCUGUUUCCAUGACAGCAAAAACCAUCCCUCACUGCAUUCAAAUUAUAUACCAAACAACUUGCCAACCACAGAAAGCCAGGCUCAUUCAGUAUCUAUGGAAGGGUCCCAGGCAGGGACUGGCUACAGGAAACCCAUUGAUUACUUCUCCAAGUAUUUUGGUUGGGACGCUUGGGCAGAGAUUGCCCGUUGCACAAAUAAAGUGUCCCAUCUUUCAAACGCAGUAUCAGCAAAAGAGGUGGCCCAGUUUGUCGGAAUCCACAUUGCCAUGGGAACAUUGAAGUUCCCCAGUCUCAAGCUGUACUGGCAGGACUUCACCAGGGUGCCUCUGGUUGCUGACACCAUGUCUGCCUCCCGCUUCUCCCAACUCUCCUGCAAACUGCAACUGUCUGUGUCUGCAAAAUCCACAACCCAGACGUCCACAGACCCUCACAGCAUUUGGCAGAGGUGUGGGGACAUGCCAUCCAGUCAGGACUGUUUUAGUUUUAAAACUGACCUUUGGAGGGUUAGACCGUUAAUGGACCAUGUUCGGGCUGGAUGCCUGAUGCUGAGAAGAGAGGGUGACCAUGGAGUCGAUCAAUACCCUCUCCCUUUGACGUGUAGAGCGGUCAACAACAAGCGGCCCUCCUUGCACAGCACAGUCUUAGUUAGAUCUGACGGUCUGAUCAUAGAUUUCAACCUUAGUCUGGAUCUCUCCAACAAAGAGGCCACUGUUGAGAAAAUGGUGCCUAGAGAUGGGAUGGUGUAUCUCUGCAAGCAGGAGCUCUCUACCCCUGCCAUGUUGGAGCACCUCCUUGGGUCUGGGGUGCAUGGUGCGGGAAAGGUGGGAGGAGCCAAAGGACAGAUGGGUGAUGAGUUUGUUAGCUCUGACGGGCGGCUGAUGCUUCACAGGUACCAUCUCGGCUUCAUCCUCUCUACUGUAGGGAAGGCCCAGCAGAACAUGGCAUCGCUCGUCGACAGCUUCGAGAAGGCUCAAAAAGCAACCAGCCUCAAUAGAGACUUACUGAAUCUCUACCAUUCCCCACUCUCAGCCUCAGAACCAACUAGCUGGCCACAGGCUGUUCUGUGGUACCUUACAGAUCUGGCUCUGGUAAACUCAUGGAUGCAGUACAGGCAGGAUCAUGUUCCUCUGCCUGAGCCUUUGAACCUCAUGGCAUUCAGGCUAGAGGUCUCCAAGGCCUUGAUCCUCUCUAGUGGCUCAGACACCCAGGACUCAGCCCCUCCGCACCCCCCUCAGAAAUUACACUCCCCGGGCACAGCCCCAGAUCCUGGCCUGUUACAGGAUAGUCCUCUCCCUGACAUGGCCACGCAGUACGACGGUUCGGGCCACUGGCCGGAGCAGCUUGGGGAGGGAGAAGGUGGCAGGUGCCGCUUCGGAGGCUGUGAGCGACUGUCUCGAGUACGAUGCCUCAAGUGUUGCGUGUUUCUCUGUAUCUCUCGUAAUCACAACUGCUUCUUGAAUUUCCACAGUCAAGGGACUUUUUGAAGCUGAUAAGAUUUGUUUUUUUAUUAAGUGGUGCACGUUUUAUUUAAUGCUAUGUUUAGCUUUUCUUUAAACAUGUUUUUUCUUUUAGGUUAGAUGCUCUGAUUUCAUAUUUCUCCCCCCUACCCCAAAUAUGUUUUUGAGUAGUACUCUUUUCAGUGUCAGCUUCAGUACUGUGCAUCAAAUUAGGAACUUGGUCCCUUUUUUUUUUAGCCUACUGUGUAAAUGUAAUCUUAAUGUAUGCAAUGGCUUUUGUAUGAAUUUGUCAACAAAAUAAAAUGUGAAGAGAAUUAAUGAUAACCUUAAAGUCAAUGUCUCUGAAACCAAGUGAAAAUACAUUUGAAGUUGUUUUUGAAAUUAUAAUUUAAAAUAGUACUGCAUUUUUUUUAUUAACCUUGUUUAGUUGUUUACAUGCCAAGCAGCUUUUGCAUGUGUUUUUUGUUGCGUUCUUUGUAAAUGUAAUAAUUUAGUUAAUACUGUUGGAGUAAAUACAUGUACGUUUCCUGA
Messenger RNA from Oncorhynchus masou masou (cherry salmon), 7169 nucleotides. RefSeq lists its product as uncharacterized. The record is from RefSeq and is a predicted model, not a curated record. NCBI's taxonomy places the organism in Eukaryota, Metazoa, Chordata, Actinopteri, Salmoniformes, Salmonidae.